UGUACAUACCACCCAAGUCCAAUUCAUUUGCCAUUACUUACUAUACCUGCAAGAUAGCUUUCCAUGGCUAGACUUCUUCCCAUCUUGGUUUGUCCUCUCAUCAUUUUCUAUCUCCUCUCUUCCUUCUCUACAAUUUCUGCCACCGCAGAAGACCAGAGCUAUGCAAGAAGCCUAGACCCUAAGCUGCUUGGGCUAAAGAAACAAAAGCUCAGCCACUUCCAAUUCUACUGGCAUGACAUCGUGAGUGGCUCUAAUCCCACUGCUGUCCUGGUCGUGCCUCCGCCCAAAAACUCAUCCACAGCCUUUGGUACAGUAAGGAUGAUUGAUGACCCUUUAACCUUGGGAACCAACAUUACCUCCAAAAUGAUUGGAAGGGCACAAGGGUUUUAUGCCUCAGCCUCACAAAAAGACCUUGACUUAUUAAUGGUCAUGAACUUCGUAUUCACUGAAGGAAAGUACAAUGGCAGCACCAUCACCAUCCUAGGGAGGAACCCGGUCUUCAACCCAGUGAGGGAGUUGCCGGUGAUCAGUGGCACCGGCCUUUUCCGGUUUGCAAGAGGUUAUGCCGAGAUCAAGACCCACAUGUUUGAUCUCAACACGUUGGAUGCCGUAGUUGAGUACAAUGUCUAUGUGUUGCAUUAUUGAUGCUCUUUAGUUUCUUGGCAUUUUGGGGUCGGCCUGCGGGUAUAUUCGAUGAUGCUGUGUUGUUUAGAGUGAUAUCUUUUUCCUGUAUGUUGGUCAGUUUUGGCUGCUUUUAAGCCGUGUGGGGGCUGGUUUGAUUUUUCCUUUUUCAAUACUGUUUAAAAUAAAUUAAUGUGUUACGAAGACUUUUCAUGAUAUGUAUUUAAACAUCUUCUGAAA
Messenger RNA from Carya illinoinensis, 861 nucleotides. Its product is annotated as dirigent protein 22-like. The record is from RefSeq and is a predicted model, not a curated record. Lineage: Eukaryota; Viridiplantae; Streptophyta; Magnoliopsida; Fagales; Juglandaceae. The transcript has a single exon. The coding region runs from base 64 to 645 and encodes 193 amino acids.